Acanthisitta chloris (rifleman) is the source of this 760-nucleotide messenger RNA. RefSeq names its product sodium/potassium-transporting ATPase subunit alpha-2-like. Gene Ontology annotation, biological process: sodium ion export across plasma membrane; potassium ion import across plasma membrane; intracellular sodium ion homeostasis. The transcript has 7 exons. NCBI's taxonomy places the organism in Eukaryota, Metazoa, Chordata, Aves, Passeriformes, Acanthisittidae. Gene Ontology annotation, molecular function: P-type sodium:potassium-exchanging transporter activity; ATP hydrolysis activity; ATP binding. The record is from RefSeq and is a predicted model, not a curated record. The annotation marks the transcript as partial. Gene Ontology annotation, cellular component: membrane.
GGAGGCCAAGGCGUGCGUGGUGCAUGGCUCAGACCUGAAGGACAUGAACGCGGAGCAGCUGGACGAGAUCCUGCGGAACCACACGGAGAUCGUCUUCGCCCGCACGUCGCCGCAGCAGAAACUCAUCAUCGUUGAGGGCUGUCAGAGACAGGGAGCCAUCGUGGCGGUGACGGGNNNNAACGUGAACGACUCUCCGGCGCUGAAGAAGGCCGACAUCGGCAUCGCCAUGGGCAUCGCCGGCUCCGAUGUCUCCAAGCAGGCAGCAGACAUGAUUCUGCUCGACGACAACUUCGCCUCCAUCGUCACCGGCGUCGAGGAAGGGCGACUGAUCUUCGACAACUUGAAGAAGUCGAUCGCCUACACCUUGACCAGCAACAUCCCCGAGAUCACUCCCUUCCUGCUCUUCAUCAUCGCCAACAUCCCCCUGCCCCUGGGCACCGUCACCAUCCUCUGCAUCGACCUGGGCACCGACAUGGUUCCUGCCAUCUCUCUGGCCUAUGAGGCAGCUGAGAGUGACAUCAUGAAACGGCAACCGAGGAACCCCCGAACAGACAAACUGGUCAACGAGAGGCUCAUCAGCAUGGCCUACGGGCAGAUUGGGAUGAUCCAGGCCCUCGGGGGGUUCUUCACCUACUUCGUGAUCCUGGCGGAGAACGGAUUCCUGCCGGGAACGCUGCUGGGGAUCCGCCUGGCCUGGGACGACAGGUCCACCAACGACCUGGAGGACUCCUACGGCCAGGAGUGGACGUACGAGCAGCGG